AAGAGUUGAAUAAACAACUUGAUCAUACAGUUGGAGCAAAAUUCAUGUUGUGAUAGUUAGAAAUAAUAUUAGAUGUGUAGGCUAAUGUUAAAAUUAUGGCUACUUCCAGGGUAAGACAAAAAAUCUUUUGUAGUGGAAAUCAAGCCAAGGUUCUGGUUCCGAACCUGAAAUUCAAUCAUUGCGAACCGAACAGCGACCUGGUAACAAAUGGUGGUAAUUUGAGAGCUGGCACCGCCAGAGCUUACCACUCGUCACUCCAUGCUUCCAAGAGCGACCAGUUUCUAGCUCUGAAUGCUGCAGAAAACAUCGUCUUCAGAGAAAACCAUCUGGAAGAUAAAAGUGUUUCCAAAAGUUUGAAAAGCAUAACCGGACAGCUAGGUGCUCAGGUACUCCGAAAGGCUUACAAACUCUCCAACAAUUUAGUCGAGUGGGCCAACAAGUUGAACAAUCCUGUAGACAAACCUACCAGAUUGUUUAGAAGGUGUAGGAGCUGUGAUCCCAGGCACUUGAAGUCUGCAAAGGUUGAAGCCACCAACGCCUCAGGUUCCAACAGACUCCCCAGUCGUAGGUUUGGGUCAGCUGUUGAAGCCAUCAAGUCUCCAUUGAGAGAUAACUUGAAUUCUGGUUUUUAUCGCGUUCUUUCCACUCAGUCACAUCGAGGAUACUCGAAACUUCAAGGUACUGCUGUUUCACAAGAGGAUUCUGCUAAAGAUAGAAACAAAAAAGAUCAGAUCAAUCAUGUUCAUUUUAAUGGAGCAGACAAAUCUAUCCCACAUUCUGAUGAUGAAUGUAUGUUGGAAACUGAGCAUGCAAGAACCUUCAAAGAGCAAAAUACUAAACAGAAAUGUUACCCCUUGUCUAGAAACUUUUCUUUCGCAUUUUUUCAACCACCCUCCACCGCCCACUUCUUCACAACACUCUCCCCAUGUCAACUGGAUACAGGAUUCAACGAAAGUCCGGCGACCUUGUUUGCUCCGCAAUAUUUAUCGAUAGAACAGAGCCUUAUCGGACGAAUCAACGAGUCUAGAGAAACCACGAAAGCAGUCGGAAAUGCACUGGUCAAUAAAGCUAGAGGAAUUCAUGAGAAGGUCUUCAAGAUUGCACUUCUCUCCAGCUACCAGGAUAUUGAACAAACUAGAACCGUCAAUGAAAAGUUCUUGAAUAAAUUGAUUUGCAGCUGUAAAACUUUCCUGGGACCUUCGCUAUCAACUGAUGGGAGGGAGCUAGCUGCCUCUAAAAGUCUAUUUUCCAAAGAAAUUAUUCAUGGAGACAGCAAUCUGGUUGGCGUUAAAUCUUCAAACGCUAUUUUCCAAAAUGAGGAAGAAACUGACGAGAGAAACUUUGAUGGUGUUGUUACCAUAGAAGGAAAAGUAUUUGAUACAAACGAUGAAACUUUGAACAAACUACUACUUCUUGUCAAGCAAACAAAAAUUGCUCAGGAAAAUCAUUUGGAAGCCCCCAUACUUGAUCAAAUUCUAUCACCAUCCAUGUUAAAGAGACGAGUCGAGGAGAAAAUUGAUUUGCUCUCUUCGUCAGUGCAAGACUCAUCAUCUGAUAUGAAGCGUAAUCCUGUAUCUUACAUGAAUUACUCAUCCAAUGAUGAUUUGAAAUUCUGCGGAGACUUUUUUUCAGAAGAUGUGACUGGCGACGUUGAAUUUGAAAACCUGAAAGUUAGACCACCAGUUAGUGAGAGAUCGGUUUAUAGAGUGCUGAAAGCUUUCAAGGACAUAGUUAAAGAGGAUUCAAACAGUUUGAUAAGCUCUCAUUAUUUACAAAACCAUGCUGCUGCAAACUCGGUUGAUGUUAAGGAAUCAAUUAAUCCAUCUGAAGCCAGUCACAGCCCUGAAAUUAUCACAGAAUCAUGUAAAUUGAAUGAAAAACAGAUUGGAAUUGCUGAGAAAUUUAUCGACCGAUUCACAACUUCAACUGAUUUCAUAAAAUUCGGAGAACAUAUCGGUAGAAGCUAUCCAACAUUUUUCCAAAGCAUUCCACAGAGAAAUUCGGAAAUUAUGUUACAGUGCAACUCCAUGCGACUGCAUUCAUUCAUAGCCAAUUACAAUCCAAACAUCAGAAGGGCGUCAAACCUUGCUAAUAACUCGGAUAUACAAUUUCAAAGCAACGGUCUCACAAAAAAUCAUCAAAUCUUAUUUCAACCAACACGAAACAAGUUGAUGGGAAUUGCUGAGGGUUCCAGAGUUGGGAAGAAGUGGAACCGGAACAAGAAAAUCACCUCUCAAGUGCUGAUGAAAAUUUUGAAUGAGAAUUUGAAUUUGAAAACAAAAACUAAUGAAUUUUCAGAGAAUAUCAAUUUGUAUAAUUUGUAUGAGAAUCGAUUUGACAAGUUAAGGGAGGUGAUCGUAUCUCGUGAAUCAUCGACUUAUAAGAGUUUGCUCGCUGGAAGCAGCAGUUUGAAGGUAUUUUCUGAAGCUAAUAAGAAAAUAGAACCAGUCAAACCGUCUAAGAAAACAACCAACCCUAAAACCUCUUUGAAUCUCAAUAGAGUUGUCUUCAAGCCAAGAACUGUAGGCGCAGUGAUAAGUUCAUUGGAUUCAAACAGUGCUCAGUUCAAUCCAAAUAAGAAUCUGAAUAUGAACAAUAUUGUUAGCUCUGACAAUAAUUCUGAUUAUUUAAAAGCAGUAAGCAAAGAGAAUGAAAUCUCUAGAAUAAACAAACUCAACAAACUCAGUAAGAAAUUGGCGAGUUCAACGAAAAAUCAAGUCAGAUAUUCAUGGAGAAGUAGUAAUGCGACUCCAAGUAGUUUCACUGUUUCAGAGAACACUUCAAACGCGAGUAAAUUGAACAAUGUGGAUGAAAAAUUGAAUUCACGUCAUCUUCCUUUAAAAUCGAAUAAUCUGAAAAUAUUCAAGUCUGACAAGAAGAGUACGUUUGAAGGUUUAGAUGGUAGAGAGAAUUUUCACGGAAGGAGACAAUUUGGAAUUUUUAAUUCAGUCAAUUCCAAUAGAUAUCUCAACGAUACACCAAAAGCGAAGCCCUUCUCUUUUAAUAGUUCACUUCUUAAAAAUAACUCCCAUGAUGAUUCGAUUACUGAUGCAAGUAAUCAUGGGGUUUCUCGAAUUGAUAAGAGUGGGAGUUCUGAGUUCUCAACACAGCCAUCUGGUUCUGAGAAUAGUCACAAGAGUUUGAUUACUGAAACGAAAAUGAGAGUAAAAGGAAGCAACCUAUUAAACGUCGAUUUUAGCGGAGAGCGGAAGAUUGCUUUUGACGAUAAAGAACAAAUUGAAAGUUUCAAAUUUAUGAAAACAGACAAGCAAAGUGAUGGUGUCACCAAACUGAACAGUUAUGCUAGAAAGUUGCGACAUUCAAUUAAAUAUGGCUCAGUUUUCUCAGAUCUCGAUAAAAGCUCGGCUGAAAUGAAACCGGCUAAUAGUCUAGUGGCUGCGAUGAAUCUUCGUGGAACUGAAAAGAAGGCCGCCAAGAAAAGAUCGCUGAUUGAAAAACAAGGAUCGAAUCCAUUCAGAAUCCCUGUUGAAAUUAAAGACACCAGAGAUUUAGUCUUGCAGCGGGAUCAAGUUGAAAAUAUCAAAGAAAGAUUGAUUUCUGACAGGAGCAAAAUGUCGGACUUGUAUAAGGAGCCAACUCAACAUGGUCUCAAUCUAUUAGAUAGAGAGUUUGUUCUGGCUAAAACUGAAGAGACUGAAACAAAUAAUGGAGGAGCCAGAUAUUUUGCAAACUUUUUCAAGAAAGAUGGUUCUCGUGGGAGUGCUUCUGGAUCCGAUAAGAAACCAUCCAACAAAAACAAAAAGAACGAUUCAACUGAUACAAAAGUGAAAACUAUUGAGAGAAAACUGACAUCAAAUAAUUUGGGAAAAUAUGGAUCCUCCAAGUCAAGUUUUGGAGGUGAUGAGAACGGUGACUACAAGAGUGACAAUAUAUUAUGAAUAAAAAGAAUACAUCUAGUGGAAGUCUAAGAGGUCCCAACAGGCUCUCCUCCAUAGACCUUAUGAGAUCUGUGAAGACUGACAAACCUUCCAAAUCGGUAUCUGCUGAAUUUCUGGUGAGACCAUAUCCAAAUAGUUAUUUGAAAAAAGAAAGCAAUCUUCCUAGAUUAUCAAUUGAAAAGCCAAAGGUGAAUUUCGAAAAUUUCAAUCAAAAUAGUGGAUUUGAUAAUGAUAAGGAUAGAAAAAUCAGCAAUGAAGUUCGAGAAAAAGAGGUGAAAAAUUCAUCAAGUUUAUUUAGUUCUAGGGAUACAAACAAUACUGGAUUUGAUAAAGAUAGGAAUAGGGGAAUUGACAAUAAAUUUCGAGAAAAACAGGUGGAAAAUACAUCAAGUUUAUUCAGUUCUAGGGAUACAAACAAUCUAAUUGAGGCGUUUAAUCGUGACAAAACUGUAUUUAACGCCGGAGAAAAAAGGGUCUCUCCGUAUUAAAAGCUGGAGAGACUAGGUCGAAGAACGAGAACAUUACCGUAGAAAACAAGCUGAAAGAAGAGUCAAUUUCAAAAGUUGAAGAAAAUCAGAAAUCUUCUCAAAUAGAUUCGCGUGGACGAUCAAACUCAAUCGAGUCUUUCAUGAGGAGUGAAAGUAAGUGUAAUCAGGGUUACACUUAUUUGAAACAAGAGUAUAAUGAAGACCUGAAGUAUAAUAAUAACAAAAAAUUCUUCACUGAAAAGGCAAGUGUUGCUCUACUUCCCGACAGCAAAACUGAAUCAUUGAACGACAGAGUUGAAAUGGAAAAGAAAAUUGAUGUGGAAGAGAAAGAAACUAUCAGACAAUCAAAUAUACUCAGUGAUUUAUGGCGAAGAGAUGAUAGCAAGAAAAUCAUGUCGCUUCAAAAAGGUGGCUCAAAAAGCUCAGAAAGAGUUCAAAGUAAUCCUGGUAAGAAUAUAGGAGCUUUUGGUAAAUCAUCAUUUUUCAAAAGUAAUGAUGGAAGCAAGGAUAAAAGUUUCAGUCCUCAGAGGCCAGCUUUUCUGGACUCAAAACCAGCCGAGAGAUUUGUGUUUCAGCCAAAUGUGCAGAACAGAGAGUCAAGCCCUGAUAAUACUUCGAGAAAUGAGAAGAUCAGUGCAUCAAAUCAUGAGAAGAAAACUGAAAAAUUUUCUAAGCAGAGAGAAGCUAAAUCCGACAAACCACACUUGGUUAACUCUUCAAGACCAGGUUCCUCACCUGAACAUAUCAAUUCGCUCUACAGAAGCAUUCUGACAAAAGACAGGAAAGAUGGAGAGAUGAGAGGGUUGGAAGCACGUGGCCUUGAAUACAGUAGAAAGAAACAGACAGC
Messenger RNA from Nilaparvata lugens (brown planthopper), 5234 nucleotides. RefSeq lists its product as uncharacterized. The record is from RefSeq and is a predicted model, not a curated record. NCBI's taxonomy places the organism in Eukaryota, Metazoa, Arthropoda, Insecta, Hemiptera, Delphacidae. The transcript is spliced from 2 exons. Bases 96 to 3899 code for a protein of 1267 amino acids.